CCUCAAAAAGAAUGGACUACGUAAGAGAUAUACAAAAUUUAUUGCUCAAACCAAGAAUAAUGGAUAGUGACUCAAUGUUCAACUAUGGUCAAUCUCCUUUUCAAUCAGGGAUAGUCAACAGGUCAUCUAGCUCAGCUGACUCUACUUCUCCUGAGACCUAUUUCGAGAAUGCAGUCAAUAUUUGUCAAACUGUAGACCAUUUCCGCAUGAGGACCAGAUCAAAUACACCAAAGCAUGUUUAUGAAACACCGAAACUUAGUUAUGAAUCCCCAACACCUAUCAGUUGUCGAUAUGGAUCAUUUACGAAUAUUUUUGAACCAACAUUUGAGACCAGUGCCCAAAAUGUGGACCGAACAGCAUCAAUAUAUGAACCAAACAACCCGACAUUUGAAUCCCCCACUAACUUGAGACAGAUAUUUGACACACCUCUGCAAAUGAGACGUCAACAUCCGAUUGUUGGUAGAAAGAUUUUAGGAAGAAACUCGCAACCAAAACUUGAGCCCAAAACUGAACAAGAAAUGGAUAUAUGGCCAACAGACAUUUCAGGCCAGACACCACCGGAUGCACAAAAAAGCUAUGAGCUCUUUCCUUCUGAUAGAGGCUUUCAGUUCAGUUCUUCAGUUAAACCAAAUCUAUCACCCGGUUAUAACAGAAGCAUCAAAAACAUAUCACCAAUGACCAACCCUUCUCCAACAUAUACUCCAAGGAUGCCUAUCUCACCUAAUUUUUCACCAUCAACACAGUUCAACUUCACUAAUCCAUUUAAGCCUUCCAACAUGGCAUGUUCAUUAAAUAAUGAAACGGGCCAAAAAAUGUGUACUUUCUGUCGGAAGAACGGUGAAACACCUGUAGUUUACAUGACUCACAGUGUUAAAGAGAAACUUGGUAACAACUAUGUAGUAACAUGCCCCAUUCUAAGAUCUCAUGUUUGUUCCAUCUGUGGCUCUUCAGGAGAUAACGCGCACACAAUAACCUACUGUCCAGUCUUGAGAAGUACGAACGAUGGCAAGCCUCUCAAGUCAACAACGAUUACUCUAAAAAAUACCCGCAUCAAAAGUAAUGGUAGGAGACGCUAUUAACUUCACAAUCCUUUGACUAUUUAUACUAAAGGUUCAAUUAGUAUAAGAAUAUUUUUGAGUGAGAAUGAUAGACUAGAUAUAAAAGACUAAUUAUUAUAUAAUCUAAGUGUUCAUAAAACAUUUUC
Nymphalis io (European peacock) is the source of this 1204-nucleotide messenger RNA. RefSeq lists its product as uncharacterized. Gene Ontology annotation, cellular component: perinuclear region of cytoplasm. The record is from RefSeq and is a predicted model, not a curated record. Lineage: Eukaryota; Metazoa; Arthropoda; Insecta; Lepidoptera; Nymphalidae. Gene Ontology annotation, molecular function: zinc ion binding; mRNA binding. Gene Ontology annotation, biological process: negative regulation of translation; oogenesis. Bases 12 to 1079 code for a protein of 355 amino acids. The transcript is spliced from 3 exons.